This is a messenger RNA of Gamsiella multidivaricata, 891 nucleotides long. RefSeq lists its product as uncharacterized. Gene Ontology annotation, biological process: regulation of intracellular pH; proton transmembrane transport. The transcript has a single exon. Gene Ontology annotation, molecular function: P-type proton-exporting transporter activity. Gene Ontology annotation, cellular component: plasma membrane. Lineage: Eukaryota; Fungi; Mortierellomycota; Mortierellomycetes; Mortierellales; Mortierellaceae. The annotation marks the transcript as partial. The record is from RefSeq and is a predicted model, not a curated record.
AAGAAGGCCAACGUCGGUAUUGCCGUCCACGGAUGCACUGAUGCUGCCCGCUCUGCCGCCGAUAUCGUCUUGCUCGCUCCCGGAUUGUCCACCAUUGUCGAUGGUCUGAUGACCUCCCGUGCCAUCUUCCAGCGCAUGCGUUCCUAUGCCCUUUACCGUAUUACCUCAACUGUCCACUUCUUGAUGUUCUUCUUCGUCGUCGUCAUGGCCUAUGACUGGUCCUUGCCCGCUCAUUUGCUCAUCUUGAUCUGCAUCUUGAACGACCUGGCUACCCUGGUUAUUGCUGUUGACAAUGCCCAGAUCUCGGCGCGCCCCGACAAGUGGAGAAUCGGUCAGCUGAUUACUAUGUCGAUCGUUCUCGGUCUCUGCCUCACUGCCCUUUCCUUUGCCCAUUUCUACAUUUUCUGGAAGCACUUUGGCUACGAGCCCCUGGAUGACAAGGCCCCUUAUGAAGACCGCAAGUUGGAGUCGGUCAUGUACCUCCACAUCUCGUCCGCGCCUCACUUCGUCAUCUUCUCAACCCGUCUCACUGGCUAUUUCUGGGAGAACCUGCCCUCGCCUAUCUUUGCCAUCGUCAUUAUCGGUACCCAGAUCAUUGCUCUGUUGAUGGUUAUCUUUGGUGGUUUGACCCCCAAGAUCCCCGCUUCCCAGGCCAUUGUCGUCUUGAUCAUCUCCUUUGUUUACUUCAUCCUUUUGGAUGUUGUCAAGGUCCAGCUUUUCAAGCAUUGGUCGUUUGAGAUGACCGCCACCUUUGUUCCCACGAAUGCUCGCCGCACCAAGCUUGCUGCUCGUAAGGCAUCCAAGAUCCAGCAGGAACGAGUUUGGGACAGCAUUGACGCUGUUCGUAAGGUUGCUGUCAUGACCGCUGUUGUUUCUGCUCUACAGGAGAAG